Ambispora leptoticha is the source of this 852-nucleotide messenger RNA. The record is from the annotation of a GenBank genome assembly. Lineage: Eukaryota; Fungi; Glomeromycota; Glomeromycetes; Archaeosporales; Ambisporaceae.
AUGGUGAGCAAUGAGAAUACUGCAGCACCGCCGCCACUAUCGUCCAGACCACGACACACAUGCGAACAAUGUGUAAACCUUAGUCACCAAUUAAAGAUCAAGGACACCGAAAUUCGAGCAAGAGACACUCAAAUAAGUUACCUACAAGGCCAACUGCUCGACGUCAAAGACAAACUUCUGGCCAAAGAUUCACAAAUGGAAGACACUUUUGUAAAGUUGAAUCAGAAACAAGAAGAGCUCUUACAACUACACGCGAAAUUCACACAGGUUCUCUUGGACAAAGAUUCACAUAUUCAAUACUUGCAUCAGAAAGUGGGUAAAAAACAAGAGGAUCUGUUGGAGAAAGAAUCCACGAUCAAUAAUUUGUUGGAAAAGUUGAAUCUUCGACAAGAGGAACUCGCAGAAAAAGAUACAAAGAUUCAGGAAAUACACGAGAAGUUGAUUCAUAUGAGUGGGCACGCAGGAACUAUGAAAACGGGAAAAAAUGAGAAUAAUAAGUUGGAACGUUCGUGGAGACAAGAAUCAGCUGAUAAUGAAGGUGCCAGAAAAAAACCGAAUAAAAACAUGGAAGUUUCUUGGAGGGCGAAUGGAUCAGCUCGAUCUCUUGAAACCGCCGUGCUAGACAAAAUACUUGUCUCGGAGCUAGAGCCAUCAAUGAAUCAAGAUGAAAUCGCCCGCGCUUUCAAUAAUCAAUUUAAAGGAGCAAAAGUUUCUGUAGAAGUUCCACAAGGAAAGAGCAAUGGCAUCAUCACCGUAGAAUCGGAAGAAAAAUUGCAAGAAGCACUAACUCGUGGAAUUUUACGGGUGCAUGGAAAACCAUUAGAGUUAAAACGAUAUCUGCCUAGUUCAUAA